CCAGUGCGAGUACAAAGUUGUGAUCAACACCAACCAAAAGGAUAGUGCGACUAAUAUAGUAAAGUUAAAUGUGCGCAGUCAGUGCUGCAUUGUUUGAGUGAACGUUAGUUCUCAAUUUGAAUACAUCAGUGUAGAUGAACACGUGAAAACUGACGGUAGACGAGGUAGCAAAACAAUAAUAAGGCGGCUACAAGGCAAUGUAAACAUUAAAUCGACUUCUGUAGCCUCAUUCGCGUUUGUUGUGGUCUGUUUAUACAUUAUUUGGCGUGGUGGCACUUUUCUACGAACUGUUUAUGUCCAUGAUUCGGGUUUUACAUUGGGUUCUUUUUAUUGUGAAGGACAAGUGAAUGUGAAAUGUCCUCUAGUGGAAGUGCUCAACCCGAAGAGGGUUUCAAUAUCCUCCGUACGGGAUAUAUGAAGAAAAUAAAAACAGGGCGUCGUAAAUGGUUCGUACUUCGAAAAGAAACCCAAGAAGCUCAGGCGCGGCUUGAAUAUUAUGAUUCAGAAAAAAAAUACCAGAGCGGGAUAGCGCCCCGCAAAUCUAUAAUCAUGAAAACAUGUUUCAAUAUCAACCAGCUCAGUGAUCCAAAACAUAAACACGUCAUUGCUCUAUACACCAAAGAUGAAUGUUUGAAAUUGGCUAUCGAUGACAAGCAAGAGGCUGAUGAAUGGUUCAAAGAUUUGCUUUUGAUGCAGCAAGGAGAAGAUCUUCCCGAGGGGCAAGUACCCAGGCCUACUUUUGCACAUGUAUGGGAGGUCCUGUUGGUGAACAGGGGUUUGGGUACACAAGAUCUUAUUGGCACCUACAGGCUCUGCUUGAGGGAAAAAACCCUAACAUUGGUCAAAAAGGAUUUUGACUUCCAAAUUGAAAUCAACCUAUCCAGCAUUCGAAGUUGUGGUAGCCUCCAAAAAUAUGUAUAUUUUGAGGUUGGUAGAAGCUGUCCACUUGGGGCUGGAGAAUUGUGGAUGGAGACUGAAGAUCAGUUCAUUGCACAGAAUGUCCAUUUGACAGUCUACCACACCAUGACUAGUAAUGGAAAGGAAGAACUAGGCCCAAAAAGCAGAUUCAGGUCAUCAUCAGCCACAGAGACAUCAAAGCCAAAUGUAGAUAAGAAAUAUAAUUCCAAAAGUCAUUUAUUCCCGCAAGAUCAACCGCAAAAUGUCGACUCUUGCUCAUGUGGCGUACCAUCUCACAAUAUUCAAAACCCUAUUGUGAGUGGUAUGGUUACCAUUUAUCAACAUUUGAGGGGCGCUACUAAAUCAUCUGAACGACGUCAUUCUAUUUCAGGCGGUGUUGCAUUUUCGGGCAGUAUCAACCAUCAACGCACCCAGUCACUGCCCCUUGCUACUCCCGCCACUGCACUAGAACAUCCCCUUCAGCUGCACUCGAGAGCCAACAAACGCUCGAACCAAUCCAAAUGUUUAUCAUCUGGAGGUCGUGAAAGGUGCGACAGUAUGCCAUCACGCGCCAGAACUACCAGUGAGGGAAAUCACCCGGUACCGAUGUUCCAGAGAUCUCAUCUUGCUCCGCAUAGACCCUGCUCUAUGCACCGUGAUCUGGGAUGUAGUCCCCCAAUUGGUUCUCCCAUCUCUCCACCUUCAGCAGGUGCAUCCACUGAUUCUGCUGGUUCUUCGUACAGUUUGAUUGAUGAGAAUGAAGAUCUGGAUAGCAAUCAUGGAAGAUAUGGACAUUCAUUGACACCUGAUGAAGUUAUUGCUGAGGAAGACUGUGACAGUCUUUGCGCUCACUAUGGAAUUAGUCCACAUACGGGUAACUAUCUACCAAUGGCUCCGCCUAGCUCAGAUGAUGGCUAUGUAGCUAUGUCUCCGAUAGGAGCUCACAGUAACAUCACACCGGCAGCAAGUUUGAGCAGCGUAACAUCUGGCACGCCCUCUACAGACAUGAGAUUCGCAGAAUAUCCUCUAGAUAAAGUUGUAUCAUUUUUCCCACCAUCAUCGGAUGACGAAUCACGACCGAUAAGAGCUUAUUCUGUAGGAUCAAGACCAGAAACUUACAAGUACAAGAAGCAUUUGAUGGAUAUCCAUGGAACUGCAGAGAGUAGGAGAGAUAGAGCUGCAAGUGUUGGCUCCAAGACAAAAAAGGGACCUAUAAGAGUGUUACCCCCACAUGGGCAUUAUCCCCAUGUCCAUCCUAAGUCGUCAAGUGCACCGUUAUUGAGUUCAUCAAGGAUUCCAGGUUCGACAAAUUCGGUUGGGUCAGAAAUGGACGAUUUCUUAGAGAUGGACUUUACAAAUAUCAAGAAGAAAUCAAUGAAAGAUGGUUAUUUGGAAAUGAAACCCAGUCCAAAAUCGUCUACAGUGUCGACACCAGUGACAACACCAUCAGGUUAUGUAGAAAUGAAGCCUGGUGUGACACCUCCCAGCAUUUGUAAUAGCGGACCUUACUUGGAGAUGAAACCUGGUACUUCACCAAAUAGAGCCAAUGAAUAUGCUUUCAUGGAUUUGAACAGAGCAUACGCUAACAGAACUGACCUACCUCGUAAUGAUUACAUGGACAUGAAUGCCAAAAACACUUCCAAAAAACCUUUACUAACAAAUAACAAUUAUGCCUAUGUUAACUAUUCAGACCAUAAUGAUAUAAACCAUCACCAACCAACAAUACGUCGGUCCUAUUCCCAACUCUCUCCAUCUACUGGCAAUUGCUACAGAAAUGUUGGCUCACCCAAUUCCGAUUACCUCGACAUGAAUAGCAAAAAUAGAGUGAGAAGUGAUUCUGACCAAAGCAAUGAAGGUUAUGUCGAAAUGUCAUUGGGUAGAGGUCACCACCGUCAAUCAAGUUUGGAUGGUGCUCAAUUGAAUAGAGAAGAUUAUUCAGGUAUGUCUGCUGGUUCAGUAUUGAAAAAGAAAGAGCUCAAACCAAAUAAAAAAGAAAAUAACCGUUCUUUACCAAUUCAGAUCCUGAACUCAAACCAAAACAAUCCAAUCAAUGGUCGAAUAUACUACGACGGUUCACCAAAAAUGCAACUACAUCUUACUAAUACUACUACAAGUCCCGUUUCUAGUCUUCCAAGAGGCAGGAAAAACAGUACUCGUCGAGAUUCUCGAGAUAGUUCAAGUUCUAGCGUGACGACACCUUCAAAUUCGUCCGCAAUAUUUCCACUGAGUUUGAACAGCCCCAGUUCACCAGUUAAACCUUUGAAGACUCCGGAAAAGUCAACUCCCAGUUUGAUUUUGAACAAUCUGUAUAAAAGGUUUCGUGGAAAGAGUAAUGAGAGUCAAGAUGAUUAUGCUGUCAUGGAUUUCCAGAAAAACACCAAAGUCAAUGCUAAGUCAAAUGAUUAUAUGAAUGUGGAUUUGUCUAAACAUAGUGUGAACGAGAGGCAGAGUAGUCAGAGUGAUUAUGCUGAAAUGCAACCAGGAGUUCAUGCAGCUUCCGAUAUGAAUAAAUCAUUCAAUCUGAUGACGCUCUCGGAAACUUCUACAAGGGUUUUCAAGCCGAUUUCAGAAUCAAAGGAGUGUGGUACAUCACCACCACCAACCUCUAGCUCGUCAACGUUACCAGCCAAUUCACCUACUAGUAGUGUAAAUGAUUCCCCCAAGACUGAAGACGCUGAAGUGAAAAGUGACAAUAAGUGUACAGAUAGUUCAAACGAUUCAAGUGUGUCAAAGCCUGUGUCACGACCUGGAUCGGCUUCUAGCGAUUUGUGUUCUUCCACAUCAACGUUGGUUGGUUCCCGACCUGAUUCUGUAAAUAGUGAUUCAAUACGUCCCUCCUCAGCGCUACAUUAUGCAAAUUUAGACCUACAAACAAUCGACGAUGAUGGCAGUAAGAGCCCUAAGACUGUGAGAAAUAACUCGAAUGAUAGUGGUCAAGAAGUUAGUUUUACAUAUGCCGAAAUAGAUUUCAAUAAAAGCGAAGGACUUAAGAAAGGUGUUAAGCAUUGAUUAGCGAAUUCUUUAGGUUUUUUUAGGAUUUGUAUAGAAGGCGCAUAUCGUAUUUGGAAGUUGUUGUUAGUGAUUGUAGAUUGUUUUCUAAAUAUUAUUGACUUAGAUUGUUAUUAUGGAUUUAUUUAUUGGAAUGGAGUUGGAGAGAUUAUCUAAAUAGACUUAAAAAAAGGCUAGUUCUUGUCCAAGUUUUUUGAACUUAAAAUACGUUGAGAAGUAUUAAUGUUCAAAAAAUGCUCAAAAAUCAGGCUUGGCAUAUUACAUAAAGCCAAUGCUUCAAAGAGUUCCUUCAGAUUUUUAUCAUACAGAAAUAUUAUUUUAUAAAAAUUUUAUCUUUCUUACAAACUACAAGGAUCCAUAUUUUCGUUAUGUGUUGAAGAUUGAAAGAAAGAGAUAUUUUAUUGUUACUCUGAACAAAUGUGGUAAUUUGUUUGGUGAGUAUAACUUGGUCAAUCCUGAUUGAAGAGUUGAAGAACUGGUUAAAGAUUUGACUUACUGAAGCUCAAAUGCAGAUGAAUAUUGAAAAUUCCUUCAAAAUAUUAAGGUUAUUUCAGUAAUCUUGUAUUUUGAGCAGUACCUUGACUAGGCAAAUAUACAGUGUAUAGCACAAUAAUAAUGUAAAUUGAUUACAACAGUGAACUCCAGAAAGGAAAGAAUCCCAAAGAAAGAGAAGCUUUAGACAAGAUUUUUCCACCAUAAAUCCUUCAUACUGCCAUAAUUUUUGAGAAAUUUUAAAUGUUUUAACUCCCUGUAAAAAUGAGAUUAUUGAGUUUUCAGCUAAUACAAUGAUUUAUUUUAUAUUAAAAAUUUUCAAAGUAUGAAAAAAAAUAAUGUUGAAACAUUGUCAAAUGAUUCCUCUUAGGUUAAUUUUUAUAGAAAUGUCAGAUUGCAUGUUAUUCAUCUGUCAUUUGUAUUUGUCCUCGCUGUCAAAAAUUAUAACCUCAACUAUAACUACUAGCUUUAAAAAAUGUGUUUUUGAAACUGCAUUUUGAGUAUUAUAAAUAAUUCCUUUAUAUAUAAAAAGAUAUAUGAUAUAAUUGAGAAAUUGAAAUAUUAGAAAUAAGAUGAAUUGAGAAAUUUAAAUCUUAAAAACCCGAAAUUUUUACAGCAUUUUUUGAUUACUCACUUUGUCAAGCAGUCAGAAAACUAUUUUCUGACAAGCACAAUACACUAGAUUGCUUGUUGUUACUUGUUUUCAUUUCCGUUAGAAUGUUCGGGUUUGAUGAACUUCUCUGUCAUUGAAUGUUGAUUUUAUAUUGAAAUUAGUGGAUUUUACAAUGCAUACAUAUCCAAAUUUGGUAAAAAUUGGUUUGAUGUUCUAAAAAAGUAAAUAAACUGUAGUAGAGAAUUGAAGUAUAAACUAUGAGUGUAAAACUAGGUAAUGAAGAGAACUUCAACUUGAAUGUUUUGAGGAACUAUAUAUUGAUAUUUUGUUGAAAUUGUUUCUAAAUUUUAAUAAUUUCUAAGUGUACUAUUGCACUUUCAAGAGAUUUGAGACUUUUGAGUAUUUAGGAAAUGAUUGCAUUUGAUGUAGGUAAUCCAUCAUUUUAUUAUUCUUUUUGUUAUUAGUCAUUUGUGAAAAACAAACUAUAUAGUUUGCCUGUUGAAAUGAAUUUAAAACAUAUGUAUACGAUGUAUUGUGAAAUUUUUUGCUCCGGUUGGGGGUCAUAUUCUGGACCAAAAAGAAACAAAAAUAGGAAAAUAUACCUGCAAAAAUUAUUUUUCCAUUAUUGGUCAAACUUAAAGUCGGAAAAAUGUAAAUAAAUUUGUAAGCUCUAUUAUUUGGUAAAUUUUAAGCUUAUGAUUGCAGAGGAUGUUCAAAAAUUUCUAAAUAUAAUAAGUUUUUAGGGUUUGGCUAUAAUCGACAGAUGAAUCUUCACAUAUGCUUCUACAGAGAGAAAACAUGAAAUUUUGCGAUUGUAGCAUUGUGUAAAACAACAUUUUAUUUUUGAAAAAGUAGCUUUAACGCUUUGGAAUUCAUUAGUUGUAUUUUUGGACACCCUAUAUACUUAUAUGUAUAUCUCCUGGAGAAACUGUUACUCAUGUUUCAUUUAUAAAAAAAGAAAUAAUAAAAAAAUAUUUAAUCGAAAA
Messenger RNA from Harmonia axyridis, 5997 nucleotides. It is a transcript of the gene chico, whose product is annotated as insulin receptor substrate 1. The coding region runs from base 355 to 3906 and encodes 1183 amino acids. The transcript has 11 exons. The record is from RefSeq and is a predicted model, not a curated record. Gene Ontology annotation, biological process: insulin receptor signaling pathway. Gene Ontology annotation, molecular function: phosphatidylinositol 3-kinase binding; insulin receptor binding. NCBI's taxonomy places the organism in Eukaryota, Metazoa, Arthropoda, Insecta, Coleoptera, Coccinellidae. Gene Ontology annotation, cellular component: cytosol; plasma membrane.